Molecule: messenger RNA, 975 nt
Organism: Cuscuta campestris
Lineage: Eukaryota; Viridiplantae; Streptophyta; Magnoliopsida; Solanales; Convolvulaceae
Source: the annotation of a GenBank genome assembly
CACACCAGUGUUACGGUUCCUUCCUUCACUCAUGUCUCUGCCGCCUCUGGUUUGUUCCGUUAGUCUCUUCCUCUCGCCUCCUCUCUCACAAUGUUUUCUUCACUACUGGUUUAUGUAUCAAAAUUUGCAGCGGGUUCAUCCACACCUCCGAACAUCCACCUUCUCCUGCAAUUUGAUGGCGAAUGGGAUGGUAAAGGUGUUUUUUCUUACGCAUAUGCUUAUGAGAUUGACAUUCCGAUUCAGACCCAUUAUGAAGACUUUCUGGAACUGGUUCGUACUACGGUUCCGUCUUCUUAUGAAAAUUCUGUUUUCAAUAUCUCGUAUAUGUCUAAUUCAUCCUCAAGGCGUGUCGUCAUUGAAGAUGAUGUGAGCCUUCUCGCCUACCUUUGUUUGAAGAGCACCUAUCCCUCUUUACGCGAAUUUCCUUUGUGCGUGGAAGUAUAUCAUUUCACAGAAAUGGGCGUGUCUAAUGGAGAAUCAGUCCCCACCGAAGGUCUGCAGACAUUACCAGGUUAUGAUUGUGAGGUAGACUCAACUACUCAGGAAGAAACUGAUUCAGAUGGCUCAAUGCGUGAUGUUCUAGGAAACGAAACCACUAUCUGCGGAGACAACAUCUCAUCACGGUGUGAUUUGUCUAAGGAGUCAUUAUUUGUCACCUAUAAUGUAGAUGAGAUUUCUACGCAUAAUGACCAUAACAGAGAGUUGGUUUCCUGGAAUUCUAUUGACUCCAAUCCGUCUGGUUAUGUGAUGUCCCAGCAAGAUAUUGACUCAUUAAAGGAGAUGCACGUAACAUCUCGGUUUGAUCCAACUAGGAUUGUCGUUGGUGCCAUAUACGCUAGCAAAAUGGACCUCGAUUAUCAUUUGAAGAUGCUUGCAAUUUCCGACUGUUUCUAGUACCGGACCAGAACUUCCAAAAAAUCUGAGCUGCAUGUUGUGUGUGUUGACUUCCCUCGUUGCCAAUGGGCUGUUCGGGCU